AAUAACGUACAUAAAAACAGAGAGAGCGUGUAUUGUUUACUUCAGUGGCGUUUCGGCGGUCGACUGGCCAAUACGCUCUCUGAAUUCUUGGAAGCCUCUCCCCGUUGCGCAGUUCGAUUAUCCCCCUGCUCUUCUCCUUAAUCCCCGAAAUCCCGACAUGGUUUUCGUGGAGCUCUUAAUAUUCGUGGCCUUCAUCGGUUUGUUGCUGUACAAAUGGUCUGUCUACACCUUUGGUUACUUCUCAAAGAGGGGCGUGGCCCACGAGAAGCCCACGCCUGUGCUGGGUAACAUUCCCUGGUCGGUGCUGAUGGGCAAGGAUUCGUACAUAAAGCACAACAUUGCCCAGCACCUUAGACUGAAGCGGCACAAGGCCUACGGAGUGUACAACCUGCGGGAUCCUCUGUACUACCUCGCCGAUCCGGAACUGAUCCGCCAGGUGGGCAUCAAGAGCUUCGAUAACUUCGCCAAUCACCGCAAGGGAAUAAGCGACGGACCGAAUGAGACAACCUUGCUGUCCAGGAGUCUGCUCAGCCUGCGGGAUCGUCGCUGGAAGCAGAUGCGCGGCACCUUGACGCCCACAUUCACCAGCCUCAAGAUCCGCCAGAUGUUCGAGCUCAUCCAGUGCUGCAACGUGGAAGCAGUGGACUUCCUGCGGCGCCAGUCGGAUGGAGGCAGUGUGGAACUGGAGCUGAAGGACUUCUUCACCCGCUACACAAACGACGUGAUUGCGACGGCCGCCUUUGGCAUCCAGGUGAACUCCUUCCGGGAUCCCAACAACGAGUUCUUCUCGCUGGGUCAGCGGAUCUCGGAGUUUAGUUUCUGGGGCGGACUUAAGGUCAUGCUCUACAUCCUGGUGCCCAAGUUGAUGAAGGUGCUGCGAGUGCCCGUGAUGGACAUGAACAACGUGGACUACUUCAGGAAACUAGUCUUCGAUGCCAUCGAGUGUCGCAAGAAGCAAAACAUCGUGCGACCCGACAUGAUCCACCUGCUGUUGGAGGCCCAGAGGCAGUUAAGGGCAGACCAGGAGGGAUCUCGCGAAGGUGGAAGCCAGGAGGACAGUGCCCGUUUCGAUGACGAGGACCUGCUGGCCCAGUGCCUGCUGUUCUUCACGGCGGGUUUCGAAACCGUUGCCACCUGCCUGAGCUUCACCUGCUACGAGCUCAUGAUGAAUCCCGCGGUGCAGGACGAGCUGUACGAGGAGGUCCUGGCCGUAAGGGAGGCACUGGCGGAAAGGCCGCUGGACUACGACACCCUGAUGGGCAUGAAGUACCUGGACUGCGUGGUCUCCGAGUCGCUGAGGAAGUGGCCGCCGGCCAUCGUGCUCGAUCGGAUGUGCGCGUCCGACUUCCAGCUGAAGGACGAGGAGGGCGAGGUGGUGCUUAGCCUGCGCCAGGACGACCUGGUGCACAUUCCCGUGGUGGCGCUGCACCACGACCCGGACAACUUCCCCGACCCGGAGGCAUUCCGGCCGGAGCGGUUCGACGAGGAGCACAAGCACGAGAUCCGGCCGCUCACCUACCUGCCCUUCGGCGUGGGCCAGCGGAUGGCGCUGAUGGAGGUGAAGGCGCUGAUCUUCCAGCUGGUCCUGCGCCACCGGCUGAAGCCCACGGAUCGCACUCCCCGGGACAUGAUGGACAGCAUCGCGGGCUUUCGCCUGAUGCCGCGGGAGUUGUUCUGGUGCAAGCUGGAGUCCCGCGGAAGCGCUUAAUUAUUAAAACGCCCCCGAGCACACAUAAAUAAUAAUAAAGGGGGAAAAGCGAAACAAACGUGGCAAUUUAUUUCAUCUGGACACCC
Messenger RNA from Drosophila ficusphila, 1794 nucleotides. It is a transcript of the gene Cyp9c1, whose product is annotated as cytochrome P450 9c1. The transcript has 3 exons. Gene Ontology annotation, molecular function: heme binding; oxidoreductase activity, acting on paired donors, with incorporation or reduction of molecular oxygen; iron ion binding. The coding region runs from base 158 to 1708 and encodes 516 amino acids. NCBI's taxonomy places the organism in Eukaryota, Metazoa, Arthropoda, Insecta, Diptera, Drosophilidae. The record is from RefSeq and is a predicted model, not a curated record.